Messenger RNA from Zingiber officinale, 1754 nucleotides. Its product is annotated as beta-1,3-galactosyltransferase 7-like. The coding region runs from base 185 to 1396 and encodes 403 amino acids. The record is from RefSeq and is a predicted model, not a curated record. NCBI's taxonomy places the organism in Eukaryota, Viridiplantae, Streptophyta, Magnoliopsida, Zingiberales, Zingiberaceae. The transcript has 11 exons. Gene Ontology annotation, molecular function: beta-1,3-galactosyltransferase activity. Gene Ontology annotation, cellular component: Golgi membrane.
UUUGGAAACGCUUGAGAUCGAUUGACAUCAAUGCAACCAAGCCACGACAAACUCCCACCCGAUCCCGUUCCCUGAUUCCUCCGCCAACAUCUGCUUGAAAUCGAUCGGUAGGAUACCAACUGAGAGGGUUUGUUUGAUCAAUUCUGGUUCUUUGAGCUCGAGAAGAUUGCGCUAAGAAGCUGAGAUGCGGGGGCGCGGCGGCGGCGGCGGCGGCGGCGUCAGUUGCGAUCGCAGAAUGUCGCGGCGAUGGAUGAUAGUUCUCUGCUUGUGUAGCUUCGCUCUCGGAAUGCUUCUCACGGACAAGUUUUGGGCAUUUCCGGAUGCAAACAACCAGAUCAUCUCGAGUAGGCGAAGGCAGGAACAGGAGCUCCAAAUCAUCUCUGAAGAUUGUACCACCAAAAGGAAGCAUACAGAAGAUAAGGAUGUAAUGGGCGAAGUUAGCAGAACACAUGAGGCAAUUCAAUCUUUAGACAAGGCGAUAUCCACGCUUCAAAUGGAGUUGGCUGCCAAGAGGAGCUCAAGGGAAUUGAUCGGCACAGAUGGCUCGCCAUCAGCAGACGCUUCCAGUGAACAAAGAAAGAAGGCUUUUGUGGUGAUCGGGAUAAAUACGGCGUUCAGUAGCAGGAAGAGAAGGGAUUCGGUGAGAGCGACAUGGAUGCCUCAAGGUGAAAAGCUUCAACAGUUAGAGCAAGAAAAGGGAAUUGUCAUUCGGUUCACAAUCGGCCAUAGUGCUACCUCUAACAGCAUUCUGGAUAAGGCUAUUGAUUCAGAGGAAGCUCGGCACAAUGACUUUCUUAGGCUGGAUCAUAUUGAAGGUUACCAUGAACUUUCUGCGAAAACAAAAAUAUUUUUUUCAACUGCUGUCGCAAUUUGGGAUGCUGAAUUCUAUGUCAAGGUGGAUGAUGAUGUUCAUGUCAAUCUAGGUAUGCUAGCCACGACUCUUGCUCGACAUAGAUCGAAACCAAGAAGCUACAUAGGGUGUAUGAAGUCUGGGCCAGUACUUUCCGAUAAGAAUGAUAAGUACCAUGAACCCGAAUACUGGAAGUUCGGAGAAGAAGGAAACAAGUACUUCCGCCAUGCAACUGGGCAGAUUUACGCUAUCUCAAAGGAUCUAGCUACGUAUAUCUCAAUCAACCAGCCGAUACUGCACAAGUAUGCCAAUGAAGAUGUAUCACUUGGUUCAUGGUUCAUCGGUCUGGAAGUUGAACACAUUGACGAGAGGAGUAUGUGCUGCGGAACUCCACCAGAUUGCGAGUGGAAAGCCCAGGCAGGAAAUGUUUGUAUCGCAUCAUUUGACUGGAGCUGCAGUGGUAUAUGCAAAUCUGUGGAGAAGAUGAAGGAUGUCCAUGAACGGUGCGGUGAAGGAGAUGGAGCAGUGUGGAGUGCUUUGUUCUAAUGGGAUAUCUCUGUUUGUCUGACCAUUUUGACAUCAAACAAAGGGAGAAAGGUCGCACCGUACACAAACUUGAAAUUGAUUCAGAAGUGAAGAUCACGCUUCCUCAUGAAAACCAUUCACUCGCCAUUUGAUCUCUCCCUGACUCCCUCCAUACUGUCAUUUUUGAUAAACUGCUGAUACUUGUGUCCUUUGGAGGAUUCUUGAUCAAAAUCUACUCGUAGGGUGAGAGUCGAAGAGGAUGAUGCAAAAUAGUUCUGAUAUGGUUUGUUUGUUUGUCGAAAAAAUAAUUUAAUUUGUUUAUGUAAAAUAUUUUUUGAGGAACAAUUUUAAGGGGAAAAUAGAUUAUUUUUUCAGUAAA